GUAGAUUUAUUUCCCUUUCUUAACAUCCAAGGGAAAACUCUCCUCUCUCAAGACUGGAGGUCUCUUCAGAUUUGUGGUUGUCUGCUCUUGGAGGUUUCUGGUUCAAGCAGAGUUUCUAAAUUUGUUACCUUUUUUAACAACAAUUCACUUUAAAGCAGUCGGUUAGAGGCCGAAUUUUGCAAAGUUUAUCGUGGUAAGGCAAAAUAAUUAUUAAAAAUUACUGUUCUUUGUACCCUUAGUACUUUUUUUCACGCUUUAGCCUCCGAUUUCAGGGUUUGUUUCUCCAGCUGACGAGCACAAUGUGCUGAGUCCCCAUUCUGCUUGUUCCACUCUGACCCCUUGGUGCUGAGGAAAUCCAGAUCCAGCCUUGGGGUGUGAUUCCUGUUUUAAAUUGGCUCCACGGGGAGAGUGGAACUGGCAGAGCGACCGUUCGCGGUUUCCCCUCUUCCGGGAGCGCGCGGAGAAAGGGGUGGUCAAAGAACACUCUUCUGGUCUAUCCUCAGCUUGCUGUGGUGGUUCCUGGAGAAGGGGAUGGGUGUGUGGGAUGAAAAUGGGUCAGAAACGACCAAAAAAAGGCCGUUUGCAACGAGAUGAAAAUGGCACAUUUGAGCACAAACCGUGGUGGAGCUUGUUGGGCAGGACAGUGGCGAGCUGGGACUUGUGGGCUGGUGCUGGUGGUGACUGUUGUGUUUGUGUUUUAUAAUUAUUCAUCAGGCCAUGCAAAUAACGAGAUGCUAUCGAUGUGAACACACCAGAGGAGGUGCUGAGUCAUAAAUAGCUUGGUUUCAGUGUGGUCAAACACUUGCAGUUAAGAGGUUAAAAAAAAACCCAAACCCAACCAGGAUUAAAACUCGCCGAAGGACCUUCUAGUCUUGUACAGGAGAACUCGAAGCAGCUUGUCUGCCGGGUUACCCAUCGAAGGGAGGACGUCCCUCUGUCACCAUGGGGUCAGUCGUGUGGGAAUGUGGUUAAAUGCUUGAAAAACUUAAACUAAUUCAUGGCAUAUUGGACUGAGAAAAGGGAAGGUUCCUUGCACACCUGCCUCAAAUACAACGUCCCCUGGACUGAGCUGAGGAUGUUGAACACGAAGACUGUUCCAGUUUGGAAGAGCCUCAAACAAGGACUGGGAAUAUCGUUGUCGAGGUGAAACCCGAGGAUACAGAAGGAGCUGGAAGGGCCGCGACCGGCCCCGUUCCCGGUGUGGAAGGAUGGCUGGGAGCUGGAUUUUGUGUUCCCUUUGGCUGUUGGAUGGUUUGGUGGGGCUCACGGGGGGGCACAGCCUGUUUUCCUGUGAGCCCAUCAUCCUGAGGAUGUGCCAGGACCUGCCUUACAACACCACCUUCAUGCCCAACCUCCUCAACCACUAUGACCAGCAAACAGCAGCUUUGGCCAUGGAGGCUUUGAUUUCACGGUGCCUUUUUCUGAUGCCCUUCCACCCGAUGGUGAAUUUGGAAUGCUCCCGGGAUUUCCGGCCCUUCCUGUGUGCCCUGUAUGCCCCGGUGUGCAUGGAGUACGGGCGGGUGACCCUGCCCUGCCGCCGGCUCUGCCAGAGGGCCUACAGCGAGUGCUCCAAGCUCAUGGAGAUGUUCGGGGUGGCCUGGCCCGAGGACAUGGAGUGCACCAGGUUCCCGGACUGCGACGAGCCGUACCCUCGCCUCGUUGACCUCAGCUCGGCCGGGGAGCCCACGGAAGAGGCCCCAGUGGCAGUCCAGAGGGAUUAUGGCUUUUGGUGCCCUCGGGAGCUGAAAAUAGACCCCGACCUGGGCUACUCCUUCCUGAGGGUGCGCGACUGUUCCCCUCCCUGCCCCAACAUGUACUUCCGCCGCGAGGAGCUCUCCUUCGCCCGCUACUUCAUCGGCGUCAUCUCCAUCGUCUGCCUCUCCGCCACCUUGUUCACCUUCCUGACCUUCCUGAUCGACGUCACGCGGUUCCGCUACCCGGAGCGGCCCAUCAUAUUCUACGCCGUCUGCUACAUGAUGGUGUCGCUGAUCUUCUUCAUCGGCUUCCUGCUGGAGGACCGCGUGGCGUGCAACGCCUCCAGCCCCGCCCAGUACAAGGCGUCCACGGUGACCCAGGGCUCCCACAACAAGGCCUGCACCAUGCUCUUCAUGGUGCUCUACUUCUUCACCAUGGCCGGCAGCGUGUGGUGGGUCAUCCUCACCAUCACCUGGUUCCUGGCCGCCGUGCCCAAGUGGGGCAGCGAGGCCAUCGAGAAGAAGGCCUUGCUUUUCCACGCCAGCGCCUGGGGAAUCCCGGGCACUCUCACCAUCAUCCUCUUGGCCAUGAACAAGAUCGAGGGCGACAACAUCAGCGGCGUGUGCUUCGUCGGCCUCUACGACGUGGACGCGCUGAGAUACUUCGUCCUCGCCCCUCUCUGCCUCUAUGUCGUCGUGGGAGUCUCCCUCCUCCUGGCCGGGAUUAUCUCCCUCAACCGGGUCCGCAUCGAAAUCCCGUUGGAAAAGGAGAACCAGGACAAGCUGGUGAAGUUCAUGAUCCGCAUCGGCGUGUUCAGCGUCCUGUACCUCGUGCCGCUGCUGGUCGUCAUCGGCUGCUAUUUCUACGAGCAGGCCUAUCGCGGCGUGUGGGAGACCACGUGGAUCCAGGAGCGCUGCCGGGAAUACCACAUCCCGUGUCCCUACCAGGUGCCUCAGAUGAGCCGCCCGGAUUUGAUCCUGUUCCUCAUGAAGUAUCUCAUGGCCUUGGUGGUCGGGAUUCCCUCCGUGUUCUGGGUUGGCAGCAAGAAGACCUGCUUUGAGUGGGCCAGUUUCUUCCACGGGCGCAGGAAAAAAGAAGUUGUAAACGAGAGUCGCCAAGUGCUGCAGGAGCCAGACUUCGCCCAGUCUCUCCUGAGGGAUCCCAACACCCCCAUCAUCCGAAAGUCCAGGGGCACUUCCACGCAGGGCACCUCGACCCACGCCUCCUCCACCCAGCUGGCCAUGCUGGACGACCAGAGGAGCAAGGCAGGGAGCGUCCACAGCAAAGUGAGCAGCUACCACGGCAGCCUGCACCGCUCGCGGGACGGACGGUACACUCCCUGCAGCUACAGAGGCGUGGAGGAACGACUACCUCACGGCAGCAUGUCCCGACUGACCGACCACUCCAGGCACAGCAGCUCCCACCGGCUGAACGAGCAGUCACGGCACAGCAGCAUCAGGGACCUCAGCAGCAACCCGCUGACACACAUCACGCACGGCACCAGCAUGAACCGCGUCAUCGAGGAGGAUGGCACCAGUGCCUGAGCCGGGAGGAGCGCUCCAGGAGCGUGGAGUGGUAGCACAGCUCGUGGUCCCUUCCUCAGUAUUAUCAUCCUCUCGUCAGGUGCUGAAUUUGGGCUGAAUCAGGAAGCCAAAAGCAG
Molecule: messenger RNA, 3355 nt
Organism: Pipra filicauda (Wire-tailed manakin)
Lineage: Eukaryota; Metazoa; Chordata; Aves; Passeriformes; Pipridae
Gene: FZD3
Product: frizzled class receptor 3
Exons: 9
Coding region: 1209-3239 (676 amino acids)
Biological process (GO): canonical Wnt signaling pathway; non-canonical Wnt signaling pathway
Cellular component (GO): plasma membrane
Molecular function (GO): Wnt receptor activity; Wnt-protein binding
Source: RefSeq, a predicted model, not a curated record